AUGAUCAUUGACAAUGGAAGAGUGGUUGAUUUCUACUUUCCAGUAGAAAUCUACAGGAACUAUUUGGGAACUACCAGAGAGCUCAUGAGAUUUGGGUGGUCUAUGGAGAAACAAGGCUGCUACAGGAGUCCCAGAGUUUGGCCAGCCCUCUCCAAGUCUCUGGGCAUCUUUGGGCCUUUGGCCAUGAUGCAACAAGGAUGUGAGGUAAAAAUUGCAACACAUCCAGGACCCCGCAUCUCAGAAGGUGUGCAUGAGUACAUCCUGGCUUUGCACAAUGAGGGGAGGCAUCCACAAGGUAUGAUAGACCUUGCUGGCUGCAGCCUUCACACCAUCAACUACAUUUUGAGGCAGCUCAAGGCAUCCAAAAAUGGGUUGAGUGUGACAUUUCAGAUCCUGUUCAAACAGGACCAAAUAUGUUUUGAAAGAUAUGUUGUGCAAGGCAUUAUGCAAACGACUGUAAAUCAAGUUUUGACCAAUGCAGGAGAGGCUCAGAGCAUAGAACAUACUUACACUUUGAGGAGACACCUAGUGAUGAGCACGGGUAACCCGCGGGUGUUUUCACACCUACCUUUACCCUUACCCGAUGCAAACCCGUACCCUUUCCAUGGGUAA
Messenger RNA from Laccaria bicolor S238N-H82, 612 nucleotides. RefSeq lists its product as uncharacterized. Lineage: Eukaryota; Fungi; Basidiomycota; Agaricomycetes; Agaricales; Hydnangiaceae. Bases 1 to 612 code for a protein of 203 amino acids. The transcript is spliced from 5 exons. The record is from RefSeq and is a predicted model, not a curated record.